AUGGUGGAAUUGAUUCCGAUAAGGCGAACUUACUCUCACAACCUUCAUCAUGACGAGAUCCUGUUUCCUCCUGGUUUCUCGGCAUCCACGUAUUCCAAACAGACCCACUACCAAGCACCGCCCUUCGCUAUUCCCCAUCCCAGACCGGUUUUCUUUAGUAAUAAUCAGACUGGACUCGAUUCCACCCCGGUCACCACCAUCACUCCGACACUACCCAUCUCCAUCGCCCUCGGGUCUGGGAGCGGCGGCGACUGCAAUUUUGAUGGUAGUGUCGUUGAAGGUGUC
Messenger RNA from Protopolystoma xenopodis, 285 nucleotides. Lineage: Eukaryota; Metazoa; Platyhelminthes; Monogenea; Polystomatidea; Polystomatidae. The record is from the annotation of a GenBank genome assembly.